Messenger RNA from Oreochromis aureus, 2516 nucleotides. RefSeq names its product Yip1 domain family, member 6 (gene yipf6). The transcript is spliced from 2 exons. Gene Ontology annotation, cellular component: membrane; trans-Golgi network. Gene Ontology annotation, biological process: endoplasmic reticulum to Golgi vesicle-mediated transport. Lineage: Eukaryota; Metazoa; Chordata; Actinopteri; Cichliformes; Cichlidae. Bases 954 to 1634 code for a protein of 226 amino acids. The record is from RefSeq and is a predicted model, not a curated record.
AAGGCACCAACAAUGGUUAUUCAAGAAACUAAUAUACACAAAGUAUAGCAUUAAAAAGGAAAGAAAAACGAUUAACAAACAGUGAAACGUGAAAAAUAGACACAAAAUGUGAAAAAAUGACAAAUCCUGCACUGUAUCUGGAAAAGGUGGGGUCAUCUUAAAAUUUAAUUUAAUUUAUUCAAUAGAAAAACUAUUGCUGAAUAGAGCAAACCGUGUUAUUUGCAAGUUUUUGACUCUUAAUCGGGAGUUUAUAUUUGUUCAGUCAUUUGUUACAUGGUUUAGCUUUAAAAUAUCCACAUUUAUGAAUAAAAUAUCUCCCUAAUAACAACACAGUACUGAUAACAGACUCCAAAUUUAGAUUUGCAAUACAUAUCCAUAAAUUUAAUUACAGUGACUGCUAAAUGUGGUAACCGAAUCCCUCUGGACUGUAGCCAGCUACACGUGUCAUUCCAGCUUGCCCCCCGACUCACAAUGGAAAAACAAGUGAUCCAGACUUUCAAUAUCAUUUUCACAGAUUAUACACGUGCUCCCAUCUAGAUUACAUUUUCAUUUUAGGAAUUUAUUGAUUCGGUACAUCUCAUUUACGACUUUGGACUUUACUUCUUUUACUCUAGGUUGAAUGGGAAGUAAAUAUAUCUAUUCUUCGUAUAAACUUAAUUUCCUCACUCUCGAAUUUUUUCAUAACAUAGUUUUUUGUUAAACGAUAGCUGGUGGAACUGACGCAGGUGAACCUGAACGUACCACACGGAUAUCCAGCGUCUGCCGGAAGUAAACAAUCCUCAGCUGACGUGGAGCAUACACCGUCAGACUAAGUCACAGAACAGGAUUUAAACUCACCAGUAACAGCUGCUCUGUCUGCUUUUUUUUUUCUUUUAAAGAAGUUUACUGAAGUUUUCUGACUAAUCUCCCAGAAGCUUUGACGACGUUUUCACAAAGCUUCUCGGCGAGGUAAGAUGGCGGCAUCGGAGGAGGCCAGCAGACCGUUCGCCGGGCUGUCAGACGUUUCCAUCUCGGAGGACAUCCCGGUGGAAGGGGACAUCUCGGUGCCCGUCGGCCCCUCCAGGAGAGAUGAUGAAUUCUCCACUCUGGACGAACCGGUUAAGGACACAAUCAUGAGGGACCUGCGGGCGGUGGGGAACAAGUUCAUCCACGUCCUCUACCCGAAGCGGAGCUCGGCUCUGCUGCGGGACUGGGACCUGUGGGGCCCGCUGCUGCUUUGCGUGACGCUGGCUCUGCUGCUGCAGGGCGGUGCGGCCGACCACGAGGACCAGGGAGGACCGCAGUUCGCUGAGGUCUUCGUCAUCGUGUGGUUUGGCUCCAUCAUCAUCACCCUCAACUCCAAGCUGCUGGGUGGCACCAUCUCUUUCUUUCAGAGCCUGUGCGUGUUGGGAUAUUGCAUCAUGCCUCUUACAGUGGCCAUGGUUGUGUGUAGGAUUGUCCUGCUCGUCAGCUCUGGGGUGAUCAUAUUCGCAGUGCGGCUGGUGGUGGUCAUGGCCUCCUUCGGCUGGUCGACUUUUGCAUCCACAGCCUUCCUCGCCGACAGCCAGCCUCCCAACCGCAAGGCACUGGUGGUGUACCCGGUGUUCCUCUUCUACUUUGUGAUUGCGUGGAUGGUCUUGACAUACUCACCGUGACAGUAGGCGAAGGUUUUCUUGGAACGUCCACAACCGUAGACGGAUACCAGAAUCUGCCUUUGAACAAAGAUGAAUAACUACUGAACUGACUGUGCAAUUCUGAAACAGCAUUUAGACAUGACGGACAACAAAUUUAGGACUCUUUCAGGAGUAGUGGGGAAUGUUGGGCUGCAGAGUGGAAAAGCUGAUGAAUAUGUUCUUAUUUUUCCAGUUUGUCUCGCUGAUGUGUUUAUGUUGUGUAAAAAGAAAAAACGUGUAUGUGGAAAUACUUCAUGAAUGUUUGGACUACCAGGGCUACAAUGGUUAUUUUUCUUUCUCUCUUGAUCUCUCUGGGUGUGAUCGAAAUCUCCUGUCUUAAGAACAUGGACAGCACACAUUUUCACACUAAAUUCCUUUUUAACAACGUUUAGCUGAUCUGAUUAUGCAGCUUGACUAAUUCCUUCAUGAAGUCUUCUUUUAUUUUAUUUUUGUAUUUUGUUGGGUUUUGUCUCAGUGGACAGUGAAGAGGUGACAUGGAUGAUUACAGGUAGACUGGCUUGAGCUUUUUGUGUGUUUUUUUUUUUUUUUUUCCAUCAAUGUUUUCUCUUUGAAACCGUGCAAAGCAAACCAUAAAAAUGGCAGAUCCAGCUUUAUUACUGACAGUUACAGUGAGUUAAGGAUACAGUUAUUUAACAGUUGAGUAAAAGUGAUAGACAGUGGUUUAUCAGCUAUAAAUAAAGACAACUACAUGAUAAAAUCUCUGCCCACGUCUUAGAUUUUUUAGUAGUAAGCAGGUAUUUCCUGUGAAACAGGCAUGAUGAUAAGUGUGGAAGACCAUGUAUGCCAAUAGAAAAGAAGCUGUUGUAAACUUAAGUGAAAUAAUAAAGUAAUUAAUUUACUUGA